Molecule: messenger RNA, 3483 nt
Organism: Adineta steineri
Lineage: Eukaryota; Metazoa; Rotifera; Eurotatoria; Adinetida; Adinetidae
Source: the annotation of a GenBank genome assembly
AUGUAUCAAUGCGUUAAUUCGUCCAAAUGUAUUUCAAAAGAUCGUAUUGCUGAUGAUUUCAUAGAUUGCGAUUAUGGAGAUGAUGAAGAUCCGAUUGUAAUCUAUGAUAUUUGUGUAAAAAAUGAAUCUAAAACGCUUUUUAAAUGUACAACAACAGCUAAAUGUAUUCAUCAUGAAAAAGUAAAUGAUGGUAUAUGCCACUGUGGACUUAAUGAAUAUGGUUUGUGUGAUGAUGGAGAUGCAAAAUGCCGAGCUUUUCGAACACAUUUAUCAUUUUCAAUUGUUUGUGAUGGUUUUAUCGAUCUUUUUCCUAUUAAUAUCGAUGGACAGAAUGUAACAGAUGAAACUGAAUGUGAACUAUGGCAGUGUAAUAAUACGUAUACUCGAUGCGACGGCAUCUGGAAUUGUUUUAAUGGAGCUGAUGAAGUUCAUUGUAAUACGUCGGUAUCAUUGAAUUGUCCGUCCAAUCAUCAUAUAUGUGUUUUGCCUAGUACGAAUCAACUUACAUGUUUAUCUCUUGCAAAGGCGAACGAUGGAAUUAUCGAUUGUUUGGGUGCUACCGAUGAACCAAAAUUAUGUCGAUCAACCGAUUAUAUUCAUAGCGAAAAAGCGUUUUACUGUUCCAAUGAUAGCUCUUCACCUUGUCUAAAGUCUUCAAAUCUUUGUAAUAGCAACGACGAAUGCAUCAACGGAGAUGAUGAACAGUUUUGUUCCUCUGCACGAAAUUUUUCCGCUCAUUAUAGUAUUUGUCAACCUGCAUAUUACGAAUUACGUUCUGAUGUCGAAGAAUUUCUUUGUGAACGCAUGGCACUUCGAUAUAAAAGACAACCUGUAUAUUUUUCACUCGACACAAUCAAAUUUAACAAAGACACAAUACACUUAAUUCCACCUGACAUAGAAUCUGUUUGUAAACUCAAGGACGUUUGGCAGAAAGGACAAGCUGCACAUUUUCCACUGGAUACAAUCAAAUUCAACAAAGACAUAAACACAAUACGCAUAGUGCCACCUAACAUGAAAUCUAUCGUCCAUCAUGAUCAAUAUCGUUGUCAUCGUGGUCUUCCUUUGCGUAUCUGGCUAAAUCAAGAGAAAAACUUGACUAAUAUCACUUGUCUUUGUCCACCAAGUUUUUAUGGUAACAUUUGUCAAUAUCAAAAUCAACGAGUUAGUCUAACUAUGAGAUUUCAAGCAUAUUCGGAUUCUCGACGAACAUUAUUCGCUCUUGUAAUUACACUUAUCGAUGAUAGUGACAAACGAAUUAUUCAUUCACAUGAACAAUUCACUUAUUUGUAUGUUAAUGAUUGUCAAAAGAAAUUUAACGUCUAUCUACUUUAUUCUACUCGACCAAAAAAUGAUACACAAAAUUAUUCGAUACAUAUUGAUAUCUAUGACAAGACCUCAUUAAAUUAUCGAGGAAGCUUAUUAAUACCAAUUAAAUUUCCUUUCUUACCUGUACAUCGUAUCGCUGUUCAUCUUAAUAUUCCACGUAUGAAUGACGAUAUUCAAAGUUGUACAAAUCAAACAUGUGUACAUGGUCAAUGUAUGAUAUAUUCAGAAGAUUCAAAAGGUACUCCAUUUUGUCAUUGUAAUUAUGGGUGGUCUGGAAAACACUGUACUAUACCAUAUGCUUGUAAAUGCUCAUCUGGUUCAUUAUGUGCUGGUAUAUUAGCAAACAAUCGAUCUAUUUGUGUUUGUCCUAUGAACAAAUUUGGUCCUCGAUGUUUAUUUAAUCAUACAGUUUGUCAAUUUAAUCAAAAUAAUACAUGUUAUAAUGGUGGCAAAUAUAUACCCAUUGAUGAAUAUAUGCAAAGAGAUGAUAAGACAUUCUUUUGUAUGUGUCCGAAAGGUUUUACUGGAGGACGAUGUGAAAUACCUGAUAACAAAAUGACACUAUCAUUUCAUAAACAUAUUCAAUUAUCACAAACAUUGAUCAUUCAUUUUAUUACAAUCAACAACGAUAGUUCUCCUGAGAACAGUAGUAUUCUCAGUAGAAUUCCUAUUCAUCAAAAGACAGCUAUUAUUAAUUGGAGAAAUGAAUUUCAUAUUGCUUUUGCUCAACUAUCUGAUAAAGAUUUUUAUUUAAUUACUGUUCAAAAAAUAAACAAUCUAUCGUCAAUAUUUGAAAAAACAAUCAAUCCAUCGGAUCGUUGUAAGCAUAUAAGUGAAGUAUUAAAUGAAACGAUCGUUCGAUUACAUCCUAUUCGUCGUAUUAAAUAUUAUCAUCUGCCAUGUCAUCAAACAUCACCAUCUUUACCUUGUUUUUUCGAUGAUAUUCAUUUUUGUUUAUGCACUGAUUUUAAUCAGCAACGGAUCGCUAAUUGCUUUGAAUUUAAUUACAUGAAAAAAUUUGAUUGUUUCGGUGGAAGCAGCUGUAAAAAUGGUGCACAAUGUUUACAAGAUAGUAGUAAAUGUCCAAAAACAUCAGUGUGUGUUUGUCCUCAAUGUUACUACGGAGGACAAUGUCAAUUUAAGUCAACUACAUUUCGUCUCUCACUUGAUGCCAUAUUAGGUUAUCAUAUUUUACCACAUAUUAAGCUUACACAACAACUAACUAUAGUCAAAUUCAGUUUGGCACUAACUAUAAUUAUGACUAUAGCAGGAUUUAUUGAUGGUAUAUUAUCGGUGAUGACAUUCAAAGAUCAAGAACUUCGAAGUAGAGGUUGCGGUGUUUAUCUAUUAGGAUCGGCAAUUACAACACUAUUUACUAUGAGUAUGUUUGCAUUAAAAUUUUCAAUACUCAUUAUUACACAAAUGUCAUACACUACAAAUCGAUCAUUCCUAAAUUUUCAAUGUAUUUCAAUUGAUUUCUUGUUACGAAUUAGUCUUUAUAUGGAUCAAUGGUUAAACGCAUGUGUAGCCAUAGAUAGAGCAAUUACUGCUGUGAAAGGAACUAGUUUUAAUAAGAAAACAAGUAAAAGAUUGGCUCGAUAUGUAAUAUUAGCUCUUAUAGUAUUCAUAAUUAGCACAACUAUAUAUGAUCCAUUCUAUCGGGAUCUAUUGUAUGAAAAUAAUAAUGAUGAAGAUGAUGGUGAAAAACGAAUUUGGUGUAUUGCUAGUUAUUCUUCUGCUGUUGAGAUUUACGAUUCGUUCGUUAAUGUAUUUCAUUUUGUUGUUCCAUUUUUUAUCAAUUUAAUCUCAGCAAUAAUCAUUAUUCGAACAACUAUUGCUUUACAAAUAAAUGUUCAUCCUGAUGAAAAUUAUCGAAAAAUUUUAUUUGCACAACUUCGACAGCACGGCCAUCUUAUAUAUGGAUCUAUUUUCUUAGUUAUCCUAGCAAUACCACGUAUAAUCAUUUCUCUUAUUUCAGAUUGUAUGAAAGCAAUUGUUAAUCCAUGGCUUUAUCUUAUUGGAUAUUUUAUUUCAUUUAUCCCGUCUACACUCACUUUUGUUUUAUUUAUAUUACCAUCAAAAAAUUAUAAAGGAGUAUUUCGAAAAACGAUUCAACAAUAUCUAACAACAAUAAAGAGACAUUUACAUAUCGAUUGA